Achroia grisella is the source of this 2183-nucleotide messenger RNA. RefSeq names its product chitin deacetylase 1 (gene verm). Gene Ontology annotation, cellular component: extracellular region. Gene Ontology annotation, biological process: carbohydrate metabolic process. Gene Ontology annotation, molecular function: protein binding; chitin binding. The transcript has 5 exons. The coding region runs from base 89 to 1720 and encodes 543 amino acids. The record is from RefSeq and is a predicted model, not a curated record. Lineage: Eukaryota; Metazoa; Arthropoda; Insecta; Lepidoptera; Pyralidae.
GUUAUAUAAAUAGGUGAAGAGGGGCAGCAGAGACCUCUUGCACUUUCUUGUCGGCGCACAACCACGCAGCCAGUACUCGCCGAGAGCCAUGGCUCGACACGCGCGUUUGUUUCUCGGUGUAUUGUUGCUCGCCUGCUACGUGAGCAGUGAAAUACGAGUAAAACGACAGGAAGAUGACCCGACAGGAGAUGACGUGAACGCCGAGCAAUUGUGUGAGGGCCGGCCCGCCGAUGAAUAUUUUAGACUCACCACCGAAGGUGACUGUCGAGAUGUCGUCAGGUGCGACCAAGCCAGCGAGAACGGUGUGACCAGGCUCGCCUCUGUGCGGUGUCCCGUUGGUCUUGCCUUCGAUAUCGACCGGCAAACCUGUGACUGGAAAACAAAUGUUAAGAAUUGCGAUAAAAUAGAAAAACCAAGGAAAAUAUUACCUAUUCUCAAGACCGAUGAACCAAUUUGUCCCGAGGGUAAAUUGGCUUGUGGUAGUGGAGAUUGUAUUGAAAAAGAAUUGUUUUGCAACGGUAAACCCGACUGUAAGGACGAAUCUGAUGAAAACGCAUGUACUGUUGACGUAGAUCCUAAUAGAGCACCUGACUGCGACCCUAACCAAUGUACUCUUCCCGACUGUUUCUGCUCUGCUGAUGGUACUCGUAUCCCAGGAGGAAUUGAACCUAACCAAGUGCCUCAGAUGAUUACUAUCACUUUCAACGGGGCUGUAAAUGUUGACAAUAUAGAUUUAUACGAACAAAUUUUUAAUGGCAAUCGCCAUAACCCCAAUGGCUGUCAAAUUCGUGGCAGUUUCUUCGUCUCUCAUAAGUAUACGAAUUACGCAGCUGUACAAGAACUCCACCGCAAGGGACAUGAAAUUGCGGUAUUCUCUAUAACACAUAAGGACGAUCCGCAGUACUGGACAAGUGGAAGCUACGACGAUUGGUUAGCUGAAAUGGCUGGCGCUCGAUUAAUUCUAGAACGUUUCGCUAAUAUAACUGAUGCCUCUAUAAUUGGAGUUCGUGCUCCUUACUUACGUGUAGGUGGAAAUAAGCAAUUUGAAAUGAUGGCCGACCAGUAUUUCGUAUAUGAUGCUUCUAUUACAGCCCCUCUAGGUCGUGUUCCUAUUUGGCCAUACACACUAUACUUCCGCAUGCCACACAAAUGUAACGGUAAUGCGCAUAAUUGUCCAUCUAGAAGUCAUCCUGUUUGGGAAAUGGUCAUGAACGAAUUGGAUCGAAGAGAUGAUCCGACAUUCGAUGAAUCUCUGCCGGGUUGUCAUGUAGUAGACUCUUGUUCCAACAUCCAAACUGGUGAACAGUUUGCUCGUCUUCUGCGUCAUAACUUCAACCGCCACUACUCGACCAACCGUGCUCCUCUUGGUCUCCAUUUCCAUGCUUCCUGGCUUAAAUCGAAGAAGGAGUUUAGAGAUGAACUUAUCAAAUUCAUCGAAGAAAUGCUUGAGAAAAAUGACGUUUACUUUACCUCCUUAAUUCAAGUAAUCCAAUGGAUGCAAAAUCCAACAGAAUUGUCAUCUCUAAGAGAUUUCCAGGAAUGGAAACAAGAAAAAUGCGACGUGAAAGGUCAACCUUUCUGCUCUUUGCCAAAUGCGUGCCCACUGACCACUCGGGAGUUACCAGGAGAAACUCUACGCUUAUUUACCUGCAUGGAGUGUCCCAACAAUUAUCCCUGGAUAUUAGAUCCUACAGGAGAAGGUUUUACUGUUAAGAAGUGAUCUCUUAAAUUAUAUUAAAAGACUGUACACAUGUAAAUAAUACUCAAUAUUGUUAAUAAUAAAUAAUUACAUUUUUGCGAUCGUAUGAGGUCAGAUGUAGUAUAUACAUAUAUUUUUACCCUCAUUGGGUACUUACAAAGCUAUUCCAAUUGUAGUGAAAUGUCACCAAACCGUAGAUAUUAAUCUAUUUUCAAUCUAUAGCACUAAAGCAAAUAAUAGUUUGUAAAAGCCAUCAAGUCAAGGUUUUCAAGAAGGGAUUUUUUUUAAUUAAAUCUGCAGUGUUGAUUGUAGAAACCUAUCUCUAUUAUUGUAAGCUGAUAUUUGGGGCGUUUAAGGCUAAUUAUUAUGAAAUGAAAUGCGGCCUUAAAACUUUUUACUUAAUUGAUAAGUAGACUUAAUAUUGCAUUAAGUAAUUUAGGUUACUACAAAUUUAUGAACAAUAAAAUUUAAUUUUGAAGUAAAA